CGACGGAUUAAUGACGCAACAGUUCUGUUUUGUUGUAGGAUGUUUCUGCGAUCAAAAGGAAUAACGUGUUGUGGAGCUACGAAAUAAGGAGCUCAUCGGCUGAUUUUUGCAGAUUCAUCAGUUGGCAAAAAUGGAAGCAACUCCAGAUGCUUCAGCCAGCGAGAAUCGGAAUAGAAAAUUUGGACUUCCGAACUGGAUGGUUAAUAAUAUUGAACGACUGAAUUUUGUUACCGAUUUUGAGCAGUAUGCUUGUAGCCCACCUGAGACAGAAGGAUUUUUAUCAGAGCAUUCAGAACAUUAUGAUGCACAUUCCAGUUCGCCAGAUGGUUUCUGUCCUGUAGUUGAGCCAAGUGAAUACAGUGAAAAUACAGUAGCAUUUCCUGCUGAAAUAAAAAGUCCUGUUGAAAUAAAGCAUCCACAGCCCACGAGUCCAAGCUCAAUUUCUCAUUCUCCAAGCCAAUAUCAUUCCAUUUUGGAUACUUUGAAGCAUGAAGAACUUUUCUCAUCACCGGAUAGCACCCCUUGUGCCACGCCUGAACCAUCACCUGCUCCUCGGAGAAGGAUGAGUGGUCAGCAGGACACUGUUCGCUCUAAUCCGGGACGAUGGUUUUAUCUUGGUUCUUAUCCGAAUCAAGAUAAAUCUAUAAAAGGACAGUGCUUGAAUGUCCAACGCAAUAAAGAAAACAAAGAUAAAAAAGUUGAUAAAUCUGACAUUUCUAUGAAACGAGAGGUUUCAUUUCCACCAAAAAAAGAUGGACUAAAGCUAAUGAUAUCUAAUUUUGACAUUAAUGCGGUCAGCCCCACGUCAUGGUAAUGAAAAUGUAUGAAAGAUGCUCUCUCAAGUAUUUAAGCAUAUUUUGAUUUGAAACAACAAUGCUAUGAUUAAUACUCUGCUAAUGCAAUAAGGCUUAGAAUUUUAAUGCUAUGAUCUGUCUUCUUUUAAAAGUUUCCUUUACUUGUUUGUCUCUACUAUAAGCUAAAUCUUUGAUAUGCAAAUUAGAGAA
This is a messenger RNA of Uloborus diversus, 1004 nucleotides long. RefSeq lists its product as uncharacterized. The record is from RefSeq and is a predicted model, not a curated record. NCBI's taxonomy places the organism in Eukaryota, Metazoa, Arthropoda, Arachnida, Araneae, Uloboridae. The coding region runs from base 131 to 814 and encodes 227 amino acids. The transcript has 3 exons.